This is a messenger RNA of Monopterus albus (swamp eel), 2629 nucleotides long. RefSeq names its product protein arginine methyltransferase 8b (gene prmt8b). The coding region runs from base 772 to 1989 and encodes 405 amino acids. The transcript is spliced from 10 exons. Gene Ontology annotation, biological process: peptidyl-arginine methylation, to asymmetrical-dimethyl arginine; chromatin remodeling. Gene Ontology annotation, cellular component: plasma membrane. NCBI's taxonomy places the organism in Eukaryota, Metazoa, Chordata, Actinopteri, Synbranchiformes, Synbranchidae. The record is from RefSeq and is a predicted model, not a curated record. Gene Ontology annotation, molecular function: protein-arginine omega-N monomethyltransferase activity; protein-arginine omega-N asymmetric methyltransferase activity; histone methyltransferase activity.
GUUUCUGUUUCUGUGGGAAGUCUUGAUUGAGGAGGCAUCUGUCUUUAGGAGGCAGUUACUUAUUAUAUUUUAGUCACGAUUCAUUUCAUGUCGUGGGGCUCGUCUGAACAGCAGUGCACACUCACAGUCUGUAACUUUCUCUCAGGGAAACCAGCGGGAUUAUUCACAUUACUCUCCACAACGCACAGAACCGAGCGACUGCGAGUUGCAGUGUUGAGAGAAGUGUCUCCACGCGGUGAAGUAGAAGAGCAGGCAGCAGCAGCAGUGUGGACUUUCUGCUUCUAGUGCGCAGCUGGAUGCAUUUUUGGUCGUGGGAGACACUUGAUAUUUUCUCGGAUACGCCCACCCAAAGAUUUAAAAUGAGCAAGAGAUGGAGGUUCAGUGUCUUGCAGGAGGACACCAAAACGCGAUGCGCGGGUGUUAAUGGAGACUCCUGCUGGGAUCAAACCAGCAACCUUUCAGUCGCGACACGGCUCUCCAGCCAAUAGACUGCUCAGCCAUCCCGAGUCCUCCCACUAAAACAACCUGUACCACAUUUACAGUAUGGAUUACUGGACGUUUCACCUCGUGCAAAUCCAUUUAACAACUUUUCUGGAGACUUUGAUUUAAUUUGAUCGAAAUUGUUAUAGAUGUUUCUUAAUAUGACGUUCGUCUUUACAUGUAUUCAAGCCGUAUAUUCGGUGGCUUAGUGUUAAUUUCUACACGUUUCUAUUAAGAAUCCUGACCCUACAAAUACUUAAAAGAGUUGCAACCUAAAUCUCGUCGGUUCUCAUGGGACUGAGGCAUUCGUCGCGUUGUUUGCUGCUACGGCGGAAGAUGGCGGAGGCGGACAGCUCGGAGCAGCAACAGCCUGUCACAUCCCCCCUCUCUCAGUCUGCCCAGCCCUCUCCACUGCCUAAACCAGUGCCUACUUCCCACUAUGUGCCCCGUGUCCCCCAUACGCCCCAUGUAGCAGCCCUGGCCACCUGUCCUGGUCCAGGCAAGAUUGCCAAGUUCAUCAGCCCAGAGGAAAUGACAUCCCGGGACUACUAUUUUGACUCUUAUGCCCACUUUGGCAUCCACGAGGAGAUGCUGAAAGAUGAGGUGCGGACGCUGACCUACCGGAACGCCAUGUACCACAACAAACAUGUGUUCAAGGAUAAAAUCGUCCUGGAUGUUGGUAGUGGCACAGGGAUCCUUUCUAUGUUUGCUGCCAAUGCUGGCGCCAAACACGUGUACGGGAUUGAAUGCUCAAGUAUAUCUGAAUAUUCAGAGAAGAUUAUCAAAUCUAACCACCUACACAAUGUCAUUACCAUCUUCAAGGGCAAGGUGGAGGAGGUGGAGCUGCCUGUGGAGAAGGUGGACAUUAUCAUCUCAGAGUGGAUGGGUUACUGCCUUUUCUACGAGUCCAUGCUCAACACUGUCAUCUUUGCCAGGGACAAGUGGCUGAAACCUGGAGGCCUGAUGUUCCCUGACAGAGCUGCUCUCUACGUGGUAGCCAUUGAAGACAGGCAGUACAAGGACUUCAAGAUUCAUUGGUGGGAAAACGUGUAUGGGUUCGACAUGAGCUGCAUUCGCAACGUGGCCAUCAAAGAACCCCUGGUGGAUGUGGUAGAUCCCAAGCAGGUGGUGACUAAUGCCUGCCUCCUAAAGGAAGUGGACAUUUACACUGUGAAGCCUGAGGACCUGUCCUUCACCUCAGCCUUUUGUCUGCAGAUUCAACGCAAUGACUAUGUCCAUGCUCUUGUCACCUAUUUCAACAUCGAGUUCACCAAGUGUCACAAGAAGACUGGCUUUUCUACUGCUCCAGAUGCUCCCAGCACACACUGGAAGCAGACGGUUUUUUAUUUAGAGGACUAUCUAACUGUCAAGAAGGGAGAAGAGAUCUUUGGCAGUAUUGCUGUACGGCCCAAUGAGAAGAAUGUGCGUGACCUGGAGUUCACCCUCGAGCUAGACUUUAAAGGACAACUAUGUGAGGCUGCCAUCUCACAUGACUAUAAAAUGCGUUAGGGACAACAAGGCCCUGGUGUGGACCUACCCUCAGCCCCUUUGGACACGUGUGGAGAGGGGGAGGGCACAGCCUCUCCCACAAGCAUUCCUCUUGGCGAGCAAGGGAAAACAGAUGUAUCUGAUUGGAUGCUAUCAUCCAAGCACCUAUGAGAUGUCAUCAGAAUAGAUGAAUAUCUAUCAGCAAUAGUGCCAUGUGUACCAACGUGAUCGAACCAGGCACAUCUUUGAAUGUAACACCCUCAAUGCACUUCUUUUCUCAUUUUCUUCUCACCAGUUUCUGGGAAUGUAAUGAUUUAUAGUCUUUAUAUUGUUAGUGCACCUAACUGGAGAGCAUUGAUCUGUGUGCUGUCGACAUGGUUACAGUACCAUCAUCUCCACUUUUUCCUUUAGUCAUUUGUUAAAAUUUAGUAUGCAGUGUAUAAUUGCAGAGAAGGUACAGUAACCUGUUGUGUUUUUAUUUCAUUAUUUAUUUGCAUGUGAAAGGUUUUUGCUUCAUUAAUUGUAGAAAGAUGAAAUGAAGUCUUACUGUAUUUAACAACUGUACUUCGGUGCCAGCCUCAGAACAGCAACAAACUGAUGCAAUAUGUCACGACCAGCUUUAUUUUGGAGAUCAGAAGAACAAAGAAUAUGAAAAAGUUGA